This is a messenger RNA of Cynoglossus semilaevis (tongue sole), 2666 nucleotides long. It is a transcript of the gene elovl4a, whose product is annotated as ELOVL fatty acid elongase 4a. Gene Ontology annotation, biological process: fatty acid elongation, monounsaturated fatty acid; fatty acid elongation, saturated fatty acid; fatty acid elongation, polyunsaturated fatty acid. The record is from RefSeq and is a predicted model, not a curated record. The coding region runs from base 136 to 1092 and encodes 318 amino acids. Gene Ontology annotation, cellular component: endoplasmic reticulum membrane; endoplasmic reticulum. Lineage: Eukaryota; Metazoa; Chordata; Actinopteri; Pleuronectiformes; Cynoglossidae. The transcript is spliced from 7 exons. Gene Ontology annotation, molecular function: fatty acid elongase activity.
CCACCUUGACGGUGAUGCUGUCGCGAUUAGGGGAGAAAUUCAUUGAAGCAGACGCGCAGUGGAGGAUUGUGUUGUCGCUCACCGGCCUUUUACACUGGAAUCUAAUAAUUCAAUCGGUACUUCACAGACACAACCAUGGAGAUAGUUACACAUUUAAUAAAUGACACAGUGGAAUUCUACAAAUGGACUCUCACUAUUGCAGACAAGCGAGUGGAGAAAUGGCCUCUGAUGGACAACCCCCUGCCCACGCUGGCCAUCAGUACCUCCUACCUGCUCUUUCUCUGGCUGGGGCCCAAAUACAUGAAGAACAGGGAGCCCUUCCAGCUGCGCAAAACCCUCAUUGUCUACAACUUCAGCAUGGUCUUCCUCAACUUCUUCAUCUUUAAAGAGCUUUUCAUGGCAGCACGGUCGGCGAACUACAGUUACAUUUGUCAACCAGUGGAUUAUUCUGAUGACCCCAAUGAAGUCAGGGUGGCCGGAGCUCUGUGGUGGUAUUUCAUCUCCAAAGGUAUUGAGUACCUGGACACAGUGUUCUUUAUCCUGAGAAAAAAAUUCAACCAGGUUACUUUCUUGCACGUUUACCACCACUGCACCAUGUUCACGCUCUGGUGGAUCGGCAUCAAAUGGGUGGCAGGAGGACAGUCUUUCUUUGGUGCACACAUGAACGCACUGAUUCACGUCUUGAUGUACCUGUACUAUGGCCUGGCCUCCUGUGGCCCCAAGAUCCAAAAGUACCUGUGGUGGAAGAAGUAUUUGACCAUAAUCCAGAUGAUUCAGUUCCAUGUGACCAUUGGCCACACUGCACUGUCCCUCUAUGUCAACUGUGACUUCCCCCACUGGAUGCACUACUCCCUUAUCUGCUAUGCCAUCACCUUCAUCGUCCUCUUCGGCAACUUCUACUACCAGACCUACCGCCGCCAGCAGCCCAAACGUGAUGCGUCCUCUUCCAAAGCCGGCAAGGCCCUUUCCAACGGACCCCUGAAUGGACUCAGCAAGGCCGCCAAUGGAGCUGUGGUGAUGGGAAGCAAAGAGGACAAGCCCCAGGAGAGCUCUGGGAGGAGAAAGAGGAAAGGAAGAGCUAAAAGAGAUUAGAGGAAGAUAAGUCAGACGGGUCAAGGUGAGGUAGGGCUUCGCUUUGGGUUCUUGGUUUUUAGUGAUAAAAGACUUAGUUUGAGAGAAAAAUUGGAAGAGUGGGUGAGCUUAAGUGUGAUUUGCUUAAUUUGAUGUGAGGGUUUUAGAUUUCUCGUGACAGACCUGUAUUAAGAGAGGAUCAUUAUGUUAGUAUAAGGUGUCAAAGGUCAUGCUGACGAUGGCCACUUUCACAAAUAACCCAAAAACGCAAAAGUGUCUGGUUACGAUAUAUAGAGAUUAGUGUUUCUUGUCUUUAUUGUGGUGCCAAGUUCUGUUGGUCUGGCUUAAAAAAAAAACAGUGACAUCAGCUUUGAACUGAGCGUGACACAGAAAUAUCAACCACAGAUCUUUACCAGGCCCUGAAGACAAACUGGGAAAACUAUAUGAGCUGCUCGACAACAGAAAACAAACUACUGGCAAAUCAUUGCAGUACUGAGACAGGAUACACAACAUGACAUACAAAAAACCCUAGUCUGCUUAUAUUUGAGCCUGUCAUUUUUGCUCCUCUCCUGCCCUGAUGUAAAACUGUUGAUAAUGUAUCUGUUCUCCCCUGAUUUCUGCUGUUGUUGAUGUUACAUGGUGAAGACUUCUGUUAACACACACACACACACGCGUGCACACACACUUGCAGUUUUAAACAUAUAGAUAUGUGAGAGAUAUGUGAGAAAGGAGUUCUUAUUUAUUUCAUGUCAUGAGAGCAGUGUGCAGAUUUUCUUUUUAAAAGAAAAAUAAUUUAAUAUCAAGAAGCAAGAUAUUUAAACACAGAGAAAUACACUUAUUUCUUUCAGAGACUGGGGAAAACCAAUUCUUUGCUGUUGUGAGAUGAAAUAAUCCUAAACUGAAGCUGAUGUUAGGUUAAAAAUAAGUUUUAGUUUUAUUCUAUUUCCAACCAUUAUUCAUUUUUUUAUUCUGUAUCUCUACUUGUAUGUAAUGUAAUGAUAUGUAAUGAAUAUUAUUCAGAGAAAUAUGAUGAAUCUGAUGAUGAUUUCAGUGUUUCUCACUUUGAGACAGAAGCUGGUGGAAUCCUCUUUUUAUAUCCCUUGUUUGUCUAACAUUCUGUUAUAAAUGUUGUUGUGCUGAACAAAGAUCUGAAUUUGCUGUGUGUUUGCUUACAAUCAUUUGCAUUAUUCUGGCCUGUUCCACUUAAAUAUAGUCUACAACUCAAAUAACAAUCAAGUUUUAGGCUUAAUCCACAUCCUGCCAGGCUUGAAUGUAAAACUGACAGGGGAUAUUCAAAAAAUAAGUUUAUUGUUUCUUUACAAAAAAGCUAAAACAAAACAAAAAAUAAAAAACCCCUCUGUAACUGAGUUUAAAAUGUUCCUCUGCUUAUGUGUGAAUCAUAUGUCUGAUCAUUCAUCUGUUACUGCAAACUCAGCUUUUUGUCAUUUAUUACAAUGCUUUUUAUUGUUCAAUUUUAUUUUGUUCUAUUUAUUUUCUGUAAAUAUCUUUUUUAUUUAAAAAAAAAUCUUGCACAGAGCGAUUGUCUGCGUAUUUGUGUAAUUUUGUGUUGUACAUAUUCAAUAGUGAUUUUUUUU